This is a messenger RNA of Gallus gallus (chicken), 2688 nucleotides long. It is a transcript of the gene NANS, whose product is annotated as N-acetylneuraminate synthase. Lineage: Eukaryota; Metazoa; Chordata; Aves; Galliformes; Phasianidae. The record is from RefSeq and is marked provisional. Gene Ontology annotation, biological process: carbohydrate biosynthetic process. The coding region runs from base 38 to 1117 and encodes 359 amino acids. Gene Ontology annotation, molecular function: N-acylneuraminate-9-phosphate synthase activity. The transcript has 6 exons.
GCAGUCGCGAGCGGCCGGCGGCAGUGGCGGCGCCAUCAUGCCGCGGGAGUUCGAGCUGUGCCCCGGGCGCCGCAUCGGCGGCGACAAUCCCUGCUUCAUCAUCGCGGAGAUCGGGCAGAACCACCAGGGCGACCUGGACAUCGCCAAGCGCAUGAUCCGCAUGGCCAAGGAGUGUGGGGCAGACUGUGCUAAGUUUCAGAAGAGCGAGCUGGAAUACAAAUUCAACAAAAAAGCCUUAGAGAGGCCGUACACCUCCAAACACUCCUGGGGGAAGACCUACGGGGAGCACAAGCGCCACUUGGAGUUCAGUCAUGACCAGUACAGAGAGCUGAAGAAGUAUGCAGAGGAGGUUGGGAUUUUCUUCACGGCUUCUGGCAUGGAUGAGAUGGCUGUGGAAUUUCUUCAUGAACUGGAUGUUCCGUUUUUCAAAGUAGGAUCAGGAGAUACAAACAAUUUUCCGUAUUUGGAAAAGACUGCAAAGAAAGGACGCCCAAUGGUGAUUUCCAGCGGGAUGCAGUCGAUGAACACAAUGCGCCAGGUUUAUCAGAUUGUGAAGCCCCUCAAUCCAAACUUCUGCUUCCUGCAAUGCACCAGUGCCUACCCGCUGCAGCCCGAGGACGUCAAUCUCCGUGUUAUACCGGCGUAUCAGUCAGCCUUUCCCGACAUCCCCAUUGGCUAUUCGGGGCAUGAAACCGGCAUUGCCAUUUCGGUGGCAGCUGUUGCUCUGGGUGCGAAAGUCGUGGAGCGGCACGUGACUCUGGACAAAACAUGGAAAGGAAGUGACCACCAGGCAUCCCUGGAGCCAAAGGAACUGGCCGAGUUGGUGAAAGCCAUCCGUGCUGUGGAAAAAGCAAUGGGCUCUCCAAUCAAACAGCUCUUGCCUUGCGAAAUGGCUUGCAAUGAAAAGCUGGGGAAGUCUGUUGUGGCAAAAGUGACCAUUCCUGAAGGAACCAUACUGACACUUGACAUGCUGACAGUGAAGGUGGGAGAGCCGAAGGGAUUUGCUCCAGAAGCCAUCUUUGAUCUGGUGGGCCAGAAGGUAAAAAAAACAAUUGAAGAGGAUGAAACCAUCACUGAGCAAGCAGUGGAAAAUCACGUCAAGAAAGUGAAGUGCUAAACCAAAGCCCUCCCUUUGAUUUUUUUAUGACGUAGGUCUCUCCUGCUGCACAGCAUGUUUAAGUAUAGCGACAUGGUAGGUUGGAAACGAUCUAAGAAGACUAACAUUUUCUGUGUCUAUUCUGCAGGAAGUUUUUGCAACCAGGGGAUAUAAAUUAUAAAAAGCAAUUUUAUUAGAAACUGCAUAGUACUGUGUCUAGAAAAUGCCAUGUUCCUCCUCUUCCAUUCCACUUAGGUUAAUUUUGGAUUUUUGCCAAAUCCAAGUAGACCAAGGUCUACUGUUUUCUAGCUUUCCUCUUCUGUUAAGAAUGCACUAAUCCUAAUAACUUGUGUAUACUUGAAUACUUCUGUUGCUGUAAGCCUCUCUCUUCUGCCAUUUCCCUUAAUGCCAGGAACAUAGGAUGCACGUUUGAGUCGAAUGCGAAGAGAAAGAUUACCUAAGCUAAACAGACAACUUUACACGUGCAGUGUGAUAGAUUCUUCUUAAGAGAUGUCUUAGCAUGUAAAAAAAGUCUCAAGUUAAAGAAAUGGGUGGCAGGAACCUGCUGGAGGAAUGGAAGUGGACAAACUCAGAGAAGUGUGUGUGGGAUGCCACUCUUUUGAAAGCUAGCUCCUUGAGGAGAACUAGGUUCCAGUGUGCACUUACCUUCUCAAAGGCAGUACCAACAAAGUCAGUGAAUUGGAUAUGUAGACUGCUCCCAUACAAGGAGCUAGAAAAGGAGCCUUUUUGUACAUUUUACAAGCUGAAAGGCAAGACAGCAAGCUAGACAGGGCAAAAUUCACCCCUGAUGGGUCAGUGGAAGUAAAUUCAGUUUGUGCUUCCAGAAAUUGGCAAAAGCACCUGUCAACUUACUGAAUCCUGGCAUCUUAAUAAAUUCUGCAGUGCAGUUGGGUUUCUCUAUUUGUAUGUGGGGACAGCUUCUCAGAUAAGAAGUCAAAUGCUAGUAAAGGUUUUGCAGCCUCCUUUUUGCACAGAGAUGCUGUGUUGGGAUUUCCCUCCCCACACGCUGCUCUUUGAAACAGCUGAAGCUAGCUCCUUGACUGGAUCACCUCACUGACUGGGUCACAGCAUGGUUGCCAGCACUCCUCUGUGCAAUCCGCUCUUGCAGUAGAGGUUCUUUUCAAGUAAGAAGUGCAGUCCUGCCCAUUGUCUUGCUCCUCUUACCUUUGUUUGGGCAGGACCAAAUGGCAGCAGGUAUAACACAUCUCUCAACUAGCUUGAUUAUCACAAAAUCACAUUGGUGUUAUCAGCCUGCGUUUGUCUGUGACAGAAUCAUUUGCUAGUUACAGUUAUGGUUAUUGCUACCUCCUGGUCAUGAAUUGGUAAAAUCUCUUGCAUUUGAUGGUGAUUUUUCUGUGCCUGUGAGUCGUUUACUUUCAAAAUGUGUACUCUUCUGCAGUUCUGAAGAGUCUGUAGCUCUGUCUUUGAAGUGGGAAGGAGCUCUUUGAAUCAUGUGCUUGUGACAGUCUGUGAGUGCUGAUGCACUAUGCUUGCCUUACAUGAAGAAAAAAAUAAAUUGUUGAAUUUUUUUUAAUGGCAAAUUUUAAAAAUAAAUCCAGCUUUUGAAACAA